AAGGCCUGGAUAGGGCAGCAGCUACAGGUGGCAGCUAGGCCCCAAUUCUCUCCUAUCUAUCCCUGUUCUACUUCAUUCCCCAGUCAGUCAGCCUCCCAUCUGCCAUUGCUGCAAACUGGAGCUCUAUCUGUAUGGGUUUGCAGGUGAUGCAUGGCAGGCCCUGCGCCUCGCGCUGCUCCUCGUCCUCGUCUGGGGUGAUUCAGGUCCAGCCCCUGAAGCAGUCUCACCAUCCAUUGAGUGGAAGGUCACUUUCCUCUGAAUCCCUUGCUGUACUGGCUUUGCAUCUCUUGCUCAGACGUCACAAAUACCAUAAUGGGGACAUUGUGAGAACUUCUGCAUCUUCAUCCGGUGUGCUUCAAAUCACAGAGAACAAAUCAAGUAGCUGUACAAAAGAAAAGGUGGAUGCAGAAAGAAAGGCCCUGGACGAUGCUCUCGACAGAAAUAAGCAGCUUGGCAGUCUAAAUAAAGAGAUGUCCUAUUGGAUGGAUUUGGGUUGCACAAACAGCAAUUUGCAGUACAGCUUGUUAAUGCAAAACCUUGGCGAGUUGGAAAAUAGUUUGGCUGGUAAAGAGUUAGCAGUGCUGGAAAAGGAUAUUCACGUACAUAUCGAACAACUUGGAGCAUUGAAAUCGUUUGAUGCGUCCAUGUCCAGGGCCACCCUAGACACCCUAACGCAUGCCUCACAUGAAUCGGAUUGUUCUCUAUUUGACAAAAUUAUUAAGUUUGAUCCUGAGACUCCUCUGAAGGAAGAAGACACUGAGGUGAUUAUCCGAAGCGGCAAGAAUCAAGAGAGGAAACUGAAAAGAAUAAGGGCAUCAGAAAAAGGAUCUGGGAUCUCCUUGAACGUGUCUAAACGAAAAUCAAGAAAAUCACGGACAUUGAGCAGUAGUCAAUUUAUAUCCGAGUGGAAGAAUUAUCCGGGACGGCGAAGGAGCAUUGCACGUGAACAAUCAGCAUUGUUAGUGACUAUCAAGGAAUGCGCAAACCUUGAGAAAAUUAGAGAGAACAUGGUAAAGGAGGGGCAGGAGGUCAACUAUCACAGGUGGGCAAUGGCAGCUGGAGUUGAUGAAGCAGAGCUGAAGAGCAGGCUGCAGGCAGGUUACUGCAGCCGAGAGAGGUUGCUCGUGACCACCGAGUGGCUAGUCAAGUACAUUGCAAGAACAUACACCGGAAUGGGUACGGCUUUCGAUGAUCUACUUCAGGCUGGGAAAAUGGGAGUCCUUGAUGGCGCCGAGAAGUUCGACAGCCAGAAAGGGUGCAAGUUCUCCACAUACAUCAAGUACUGGAUCAGGAAAGGGAUGCUAGCUCUCCUGGCUGAGAAUUCAGGAGUGACCCUGCUGCCUGCAAGAAUGGAAAGCAUCAUUCGUAAAGUGAAGGAGGCGCGGCGCGCAAUCCGGCACAGCGCAGGGAGGAAUCCAUCGGAUUCAGAGAUCGCCACCAUGGUUGGCGUGUCGGUAGCCAACGUCAGGUUGGCGCGGAAGUGCUCUCGGAGAGUGGUGUCACUCUACACAGAUAUUGGAAUUGGUCAGAAUGCAAAGUUCGCGGAGGUGAUUCCGGACACAUCUAUGGAGGCUCCAGACGAGGCCAUCUUCCGGAGCCAGCUGAGGGAGAGGCUGCUGCUCGUGCUGGACAGGCUCCCGGCACGGGAAGGCCACGUACUGAAGCUGCGGCACGGCCUGGAAGACGGCAAGUGCAUGUCACUGGAGCAGAUCGGCGGCGUGUACCGUGUGUCCAAGGAGUGGAUCAGGAAGAUCGAGAAGUCGGCCAUGGCGAAGCUCAGGAACGAGGACGUGCGCCGUGAACUCAACGACUUCUGUGGGUUUUAGUGCUCCUGGAUUCUGAUCUAUCCUGUGCGCAGCAAGAACCUGGCAUCUGGUACAUAACUGCACAAGGGUAGCAUGUAUAGCUUCCAGAAAAUUUGUCAACAUACUUUCUGAAACUGUGAUAGCAUCAGACAGAACUUGUAUAUAUCAAUUGACAUUUUUCGCAAUAUUCACAUGACACUUAUUGCUCUGGUGAGUAGCA
Messenger RNA from Phragmites australis (common reed), 2025 nucleotides. RefSeq lists its product as uncharacterized. NCBI's taxonomy places the organism in Eukaryota, Viridiplantae, Streptophyta, Magnoliopsida, Poales, Poaceae. Gene Ontology annotation, biological process: regulation of DNA-templated transcription; DNA-templated transcription initiation. The transcript has 7 exons. Bases 132 to 1826 code for a protein of 564 amino acids. Gene Ontology annotation, molecular function: DNA-binding transcription factor activity. The record is from RefSeq and is a predicted model, not a curated record.